AUGAAGUUCACUGCCCUCCUUGUAUCUGCAGCAGCAGUCGUCCUCGCUGCCCCAACCCCCAAUUCAAAUAAUGCGGAAAUCGAGGCACGCAAUAUUCGAAUCGUCUCGCCAAAAGACACCUUCCUUCAUUACAUCAACACUGGAGAAACCAACCACGACGUUUACAGCAAACCACUGGUGGUAAAGAACGGCAAAGCGGCCGAGGAAACCAGCGCAGUCGUUACCUUUAGCUUUGACGGGAGCCUUGCCAACCGUCGAUGCAGACUCCGCUUCGACACCUCUCCCGGUGAUAUCUCCAAGGGCUCGCAGCAGCUUGAUGUAUUCAGCGUGAUCAACCCGCCAACCUGGCCUAUUCAGAAACCAUUCAGCAGAGACCAGCAGCGUGGCCGAAUCUACGUUCAAGUCCCCGGACCUGCACAGUGGGUGCAGAGUUAUAAUGGGUAUCCCGAAUUCGAUUGCCCAGUCAACAAGCUUAUUGGAUAUGAGUUCGUUGGUGUUUACGACUAUGAUAUUAUCGACUGGGCUGUCGGUUCAACUGGACCUAGCAUCGAGGUCUUGUGA
This is a messenger RNA of Nannizzia gypsea CBS 118893, 561 nucleotides long. RefSeq lists its product as hypothetical. The transcript has a single exon. The record is from RefSeq and is a predicted model, not a curated record. The coding region runs from base 1 to 561 and encodes 186 amino acids. Lineage: Eukaryota; Fungi; Ascomycota; Eurotiomycetes; Onygenales; Arthrodermataceae.